Messenger RNA from Fusarium graminearum PH-1, 552 nucleotides. RefSeq lists its product as uncharacterized. The record is from RefSeq and is a predicted model, not a curated record. Lineage: Eukaryota; Fungi; Ascomycota; Sordariomycetes; Hypocreales; Nectriaceae. The transcript has 3 exons. Gene Ontology annotation, molecular function: oxidoreductase activity. Bases 1 to 552 code for a protein of 183 amino acids.
AUGCUGUUCGUCUAUUUCUUUGCUCUAAUCAGUCUGGCUGCUGCGGCUGCUGUCCCUUACGAAAAUUCUUCCAACGCAUGCCAAAAUCCUACGAAGCGCGUCGAGUGGCGACAACUAAAGGACGCCGACAAACAAAGUUACAUUGAUGCAGUGAAGUGUCUGAAGACAAAGAAGUCAAGACUGGGACUUGAGACGAGCCUCUAUGACGACUUUGCAUAUGUACACUUCCAGUACAACCCUAGUACGGCUUUCUUGCCGUGGCACCGGUAUUUCACUCAUGUAUAUGAGGGCGCACUUAGAGAGUGUGGAUAUACUGGCUACGCAACCUAUUGGGAUUGGACGAAGGAUGUUAAGAAACUCACUAAGUCACCUGUCAUGUCUUCGAAGCUAGGAUUCGGUGGAGAUGGUAGCGAUACCCGCACGGAAAACAUCUACGGAACCAUUAGAACAAGGACCGCAUCAGGCAAUUCACACGGCUAUUGGAGGAGAGAUGAAUCCGGCUACCUCACCAAAUGGCAAGCUUUACCUGACAUUCUGGCGCCGAAUUCGUGA